Molecule: messenger RNA, 3246 nt
Organism: Astyanax mexicanus (Mexican tetra)
Lineage: Eukaryota; Metazoa; Chordata; Actinopteri; Characiformes; Acestrorhamphidae
Gene: afg2b
Product: spermatogenesis associated 5-like 1
Exons: 9
Coding region: 114-2495 (793 amino acids)
Molecular function (GO): ATP binding; ATP hydrolysis activity
Source: RefSeq, a predicted model, not a curated record
UGAGUGUUUGCUCAGCGGUAGAGUAAGAGCGCGGGCUCCAUGCUUUCCCUACAGGACAGGUAAACACAGCAGCAUGUCGCGGAGUGAAGCCGCGCGGGGCGGCUGAAGGUCUUAUGGAUGCUGUUGUAACCCCCCAGAUCCAGAAGAUGCCUCCUGUGGAAGACGGAGAUCUGGUGGUGUUGCCGCCAGACUCUGUGGACGCUGGCACUCAGAGAUGUCGUCUGGGUCCUGCAGUGAUGGAGGAGCUGGGGCUGAAGCUGGGUUCUCCGCUUCUCAUCCUGCUGCCCCGGGGGUCCUGCCUCUGCACCGCAUGGCCUCGGAGUGACCUCGCUAAUGGAUACCUGCAGUUCCAAACCACCUGCGCUGGAGUAAACCUCAUCAACUAUGAUGCAAUGAAGCUCAGCACCCAACCAACGCCUCAGUCUGAAAACAGCUACGCUGGAUUCAAUAUCAAUUUAAUGAAACUCCAGUGCCUCCAGAGGAUGAAAAUUAAGCCACUAACCUGCCCACGUCUUAAGCGCUUGUCUGUGAAGGUUCUGGUGCAGAGUUCUGAAACUGAGCCCAUCCAGUACAUUCAGGAGCUCGCAAAGGAGCUACUGAUGGGUCUGUAUGUGCACGAGAAGCACUUGGUGAGUGUUGCGAGAGCUGGGACUCAGAUUCAGUUCAUAGAGGUGGAGAAGGUGAACUCUGGCUCGCAAAAAGCUGGACUGGUCACUGCCGAGACCCGCCUGGACUUGAGCUCGGUUCAGACAGUUCAGAAGUACAGACAGGCUUUGAGAAAGACUCCUUCUGUGCCCUUGGGCGGAGUCGAGGAGGUGCUUUCUUCUCUAAAAGAGAUGCUAACGGUUCCGCUGCACUAUCCAGGCAGCUUAAAGCGUCUAGGCCUGCCCUGUCCACGGGGGGCGCUGUUGGUGGGGCCGCCAGGGGUGGGAAAGACCCAGCUGGUCCGAAAUGUGGUGCAGAAAGUCGGAGCAGCGCUGGUGACCAUAAACGGCCCUGUGGUGGUGGGGUCACGCCCUGGAGAGAGCGAAGAGAACCUGCGCAGGGCGUUCGACCGUGCUCGGGCGGCGGCGCUGGACGGUCCAUGUGUUUUGUUUAUUGAUGAGAUCGAUGCUCUCUGUCCGAGGAGGAGUGAAUCUGGCAGCACUCCAGAAAAUCGUAUCGUAGCUCAGCUGCUGACGCUCAUGGAUGGGAUCGGCAGCGAUGAAAGUUUCAUCAUCAUCGCAGCGACCAAUCAGCCUGACACACUGGACCCGGCCCUCAGGAGACCUGGCCGGUUCGACAGAGAGGUGGUGGUGGGUGUUCCCACGUUACAGCAGAGGUUCCGGAUUCUGCAGUGUGUGAGCCGUGGUUUACCACUGUCUUCUACUGUGGACCUGCAGACCAUCGCUGAGAUGACCACUGGUUAUGUUGGAGCUGAUCUGAGCGCGCUCUGUAGGGAGGCAGCGCUGCAGGCUAUACUGCACACUGCACAGGGUGGAGCUGAGAACACAAAUGAGUCUGUGGGGCAGGAGCAUUUCGACAGAGCUCUGAGGUUAGUCCCACCCUCCUGUCUGCGCAGCAGUGUGGGCGUGGCCGACUUUCAGCCUGUCAGCUGGGAGCGAAUAGGGGGGCUGGAAGACGUCAAACUCAAACUAAAGCAGAGCAUUGAGUGGCCAAUGAAGUUCCCUGAGGCUCUGGUGCGGAUGGGGGUACGUGGGCCGCGGGGUGUUCUGCUGUAUGGCCCCCCCGGCUGUGCCAAGACCACCCUGGUUAAAGCUGCAGCUUCUGCAUCACACUGCAGCUUCCUCACUCUCAGCGGAGCUCAGCUCUACUCUCCAUACGUAGGAGACUCAGAGAGAACACUGUCACAGCUCUUCCAGCAGGCCCGGGCGUGCUCGCCCUCCGUCGUGUUUCUGGAUGAGAUCGACAGCAUGGUGGGUAGUCGUGGUGAUGGUCAUAGCGGGGUGCAGGCGCAGGUUCUGUCGGUGCUGCUGAACGAGCUGGACGGCGUGGGCUUCAAGACCACCGAGAGACGAGCGCAGACAAAGACUGUCCUGACUGAGGGAGAGGAACAGGAGACUGCUGGAGAGAGACGGAUGGAGCUGCAAGAGAUGUGUAAUAAGGACGUGAUGAUAGUGGCUGCCACUAACAGGCCGGAUACUCUGGACAGCGCUUUACUCCGCCCCGGACGACUGGACCACAUCAUAUACGUCCCACCACCUGACCCACAGGCUCGGCUGGCCAUUCUGCAACUCCACACACAGAAAAUACCGUUAAAUUCUGACGUGAAUUUGAUGGAUUUGGCAACCCAGACACACCUGUUUUCUGGAGCCGAUCUGGAAAAUCUCUGCAAAGAGGCAGCACUAUUGGCUCUUAAUGAGGAGGGGAUGGAUGUGUCGGCUGUUCAGCAGAAGCACUUCCUGAAAGCGCUGGAACGUGUCAGCCCUUCUCUGACUGCCCACCAACUCCUACAGUACCAGCAUCUCUUCAGCACAGGACUGAGCUGUAGUUAGUGCCGUGCAGUCUCUUCAGUUAAAGGAGAAGUCUGAUGUGAAAUGGACUUGUAGUGAAAUGUGAUGAUGAGUAUGAACUUUUGUUGAAAAGCUUACCUCCAUUUUCCCCCAGCGUUCUGAAAUACAGCACUUUUAGCUGAUGCUCCCAACAGGCUUAUAAUGGUAAAGAUAGGGGCAUAGAGUUACCCAUGCAAAGAAAUCACUAUUUUUACACCAUUAACAAACUCAAAGUAGCUCCACACUGUUAGAAUUCAGAGGGAGUCUGUUUCCCUAUCCUACCUAUUAAUUAAUGCUCAUCAGUUCAUUUAUCUUGACUUAAUUUCAAGAUGGCGGCACCUGGAGAAAUAGCUGAAGGUUCUCAGUGCCUCAUUUUAAAUAUUAGGGCCCUCAGAAUUCUACCAAUGUAGUGUGGAGCUACUUUGAGCUUGUUAAUGGUGUAAAAAUAGCCAUUUCUUUGCAAGGAAAAACAAUAAGCCUCUAUUUCAGAAUGCUGGGGGUGAAUGGAGGUGGGCUAUUCAACAAAAGUUCACACUCCUUAUUAUGUUUCACUACAACCCAAGUUUACACAAGAUCAGCUCAGUGCAUUUAGCUUAGCAUAUUUACCUCAUUCAUUUAAAUCUGUGUGCUUUUUAAAUGAAGAGUGUAACUAGCUAUGCUAAUAUUAUUACUAUUAUUCAAUUAUUACUUAUGAUGACAAAUCAUGUGACCUGUUGAAUUAAAUUAAUGAAAUAAAAUUUAUUUCACUCCGAAA